CUCUGCGCCUUUUCUCCGGCUCGGUGAUCUGCGGCUAGACUCGCAUCCCGGCGGCCUUUGCGCGAGCAAAAUGGCAGCCCCCGUACCUCGGGGCUUGUCCUCCUUAUCCAGGACCUUGGGAUGGUGGUCUCGGCAGGUGGGUAGGAAUGAAGCGAAUGAAAUUUGGGGGACAGAAACUGGUAUAUUUGAUCCCUAUGUUCCACCAGAGGGUGAUGCUCGAAUGUCAUCUCUUUCAAAGGAAGGACUGACGCAGAGAACUGAGCGGUUGAGAAAGAAUGUGGCAUCACAGCUGGCAAUUCGAAAAAUAAAAGAAUUUGAUGCUAAUUUUAAAACGAAAGACUUCCCUGAAAAAGCUAAGGAUAUUUUCAUUGAAGCUCACCUUUGUCUAAACAACUCAGACCAUGACCGGCUUCAUACCUUGGUAACGGAGCACUGUUUUCCGGACAUGGUCUGGGACCUCAAGUACAAGACUGUGCGCUGGAGCUUUGUGGAAUCCCUAGAGCCGGCCCAAGUGGUUCAUGUCCGUUGCUCAGGCCUGGUGAACCAGAGCAACAUGUAUGGCCAGGUCACCGUGCGCCUGCACACUCGGCAGACUUUGGCCAUUUAUGAUCGGUUUGGCAGAUUGAUGUAUGGACAGGAAGAUAUGCCCAAGGAUGUCCUGGAGUAUGUGGUGUUUGAAAGGCACUUGAUGAACCCGUAUGGGAGCUGGAGAAUGCAUGCCAAGAUUGUGCCCCCGUGGGCACCCCCUAAGCAGCCUAUCCUCAAGACCUUGAUGAUUCCUGGUCCUCAGCUGAAACCCUGGGAGGAGUACGAAGAGACACAGGGGGAGGCCCAGAAGCCUCAGUUAGCCUGAUGGUGUGAUUGACUCCCAAGGAGCCUAGCAGUGGUGGUGAACACCUUUAACCCCAGCGAAGGCAGAGGCAGGUGGAUUUCUGUGAAUUCAAGGCCAGCCUGGUC
Messenger RNA from Mus pahari (shrew mouse), 957 nucleotides. RefSeq names its product mitochondrial ribosomal protein L45 (gene Mrpl45). The record is from RefSeq and is a predicted model, not a curated record. The transcript is spliced from 7 exons. Gene Ontology annotation, cellular component: mitochondrion. NCBI's taxonomy places the organism in Eukaryota, Metazoa, Chordata, Mammalia, Rodentia, Muridae. Bases 71 to 853 code for a protein of 260 amino acids.